Fusarium venenatum is the source of this 2022-nucleotide messenger RNA. The record is from RefSeq and is a predicted model, not a curated record. Lineage: Eukaryota; Fungi; Ascomycota; Sordariomycetes; Hypocreales; Nectriaceae.
AUGACUACUUUAGUCAUUGAAAAAUCGACAACCAACAACAACAACCAUGAAACCUACAAUACGAUAUACAUAUCCCUUGACAGCAAAAGCCAUGAGAUUCGAUUACUUACUUUACACCCUGCCACUGAUGAGCACGACCCCAUUUGUUGCACUCUUUCUCACGCCGAGCUGAAGCCCUCCAAUGGCUCCGCUAUCCCAGUUUACGAAGCCCUCUCGUACGUAUGGGGAAAGCCAGACUUUUCGGAAUUAAUCCUUCUCAACGACCAAGAAUUCUUCAUCACACCAAGUCUCAAAUAUGCACUCUCAUGUCUGAGAUCCACGACCACGCCUCGCGUCCUGUGGGUAGAUGCAGUCUGCAUCAACCAGUCAAAUAUCUCAGAACGCAAUGAACAAGUGGCUCUAAUGCGUGACAUCUACUCGAAAUGCCAAAGAGACAUAGCCUGGUUGGAUCCGGUCGUUGGCGUAGCCUUCAAGUCGGACGACAUUUACAAGGAUUCCAGACUUCCUACAAUGGAAGAGAGCAUCAAGAAAGGAAUGGAAUUUAUGCAUACAAUCAUUGAAAAAGAUCAAAAAACUCUUGGGCAGCUACUCGGCAACUAUAACGACGAUGAGUACGUCAUUUGCUAUAAUGAGGAGAUGUGUCUCCGGGAUCUGUUCGACCUGCCUUUUCUAUGGAAACGGCUUUGGGUUAUGCAAGAACUUUCUUUAGCCCCCAAUCUAGUCCUCAUGUGCAAAGGUGCUGAACUCGACUGGGACUCAUUAUCAGCUCUUCUAAAGGACGAGCCGUAUUUUGAUGCGUUUCACAUGUGGGAUUCUCAUGCCGUCAACUUACCAGACUGGAGCAACAUGUUUGUCCGGAUUAAGCUCAUUGAGGAUCAACGACAACUCUUCAGGAAAACCGGUCAAGUGAACUCUAAACUGAUGGACGUCUUGACCAGAUUUCGAGAGAUGGAAUCGUCUGAUCCCAGGGACAGAAUCUAUAGUCUUCUUGGCUUGGCGACCGACAAUCAUGGAAUCCAUGCCGACUAUACCAAAUCGAUACAGGAUGUUUAUCGAGAGACUACUAUCUCUUUGAUCAAUCUGUCUGGGAAUCUCGACAUCUUGUGUCAAAAUCCAUUCGAGACCAGUGGUGGACACAAAGCUCUUCAAGACGCAGUGAAUGCCAUGCCUUCUUGGGUUGCCGAGUUUAGCUCCAGUCAUGGAGACUGUGCGGAUUUUAUCUUCGCUCAGCGCGAUAUCUUCAACGCUGGAAAUAAGAACUGUGACACACCUUGUCAGUUUCUCGGGCCCGAGAACGAUACCUUGAUUGUUCGAGGUAUCAUUCUAGGAGCUAUCGCGCCAAUUCGCGAGGAGAGAGGACAAAACUGCAGCGCUCGUGAUGUCUUGAAACUAUACUUCGGCGAAGAAGCAAUCGUAAAUCCCGAGGAUCACACCUAUUCCCCGACAUUCGCUGGGAAGACCUUGUCAAGCGGCGAGACAUGUGUGCGCGCGUUCUGGCGGACGUUGGCAAAAGAUUGCACUGAACCACCUCGAAUGCGACGUUUACGGAGACAUGAAAUCAAGUUUCUCGAUGAAACUAACAUUGAAGAAUUGUCAAACGAGAGCAUGAUCACUGUCAAGACCGUUUGGCUCGACCAUGAUCUGCAUAAGGCCCGAUCGAUCUUUUACCGGUAUAUGCGCAAGAUCUUGAAUUACGGCGGAAUAAAAAGUAACUUCGCGACUUUGUCUGUAGGCAAUCCAUAUGGCCAUUAUGUGACGAAAGACCAUAUGUUUGCGAUGACGGAGAACGGACUGUAUGUCUUGGCAAGACCACAUAUUCGGGAGGGAGACGUUGUUGCUGUUCUGGAUGGUGGAAAGGUGCCCAUGGUCUUGAGGAGAGCUGAAGAAGUUUCUGAUGAAAAUAGUAGUGGGGAUACGUACAGAGUUGUUUGUCCGGCGUAUGUACAUGGAUUUAUGGAUGGAAAGGCAGAGAUUGGUGUUGCUAAGGGUUGGUUGAAGAAGCAAGACAUAUUGUUAGUGUGA